Messenger RNA from Toxotes jaculatrix (banded archerfish), 2220 nucleotides. RefSeq names its product estrogen receptor binding site associated antigen 9 (gene ebag9). Gene Ontology annotation, cellular component: secretory granule. The transcript is spliced from 7 exons. The coding region runs from base 311 to 952 and encodes 213 amino acids. The record is from RefSeq and is a predicted model, not a curated record. NCBI's taxonomy places the organism in Eukaryota, Metazoa, Chordata, Actinopteri, Toxotidae.
UCCCAGCUCAAAGAUGGCAGCCACGGGACAGAGAUGAGCGACGACACAUAUUUAGGAGUUUAGUCAUGAAACCACAAUGAGAUGUACAGCUAUUACAUGCAUGGUUUUGACAUGACAGCGAUAUAAUUUUUUCACGUCCAAUGUGCCGUCUUACGGAGACAAUUAAAGCGUUCAGAGAUAUAAUGUUUUCCUGUGGGUUAAGCUAGCAAGCUACGGUUAGCAAAUAAAUGAACUUGUCUCUUCUGCCACACAAGAAGAAAGCAGCUGCUCUGCGUGCGGUGUACUGACAUCUUACAAGCUCAGUUUCAUCAUGGCCAUCACUCAGUUCCGUCUUUUCAAGAUCUGCACAUGUCUAGCCAGUCUACUUUCUUUCUUUAAAAGGUUGAUAUGCAGGAGUGGAAGGGGGCGCAAGCUCAGUGGUGAUCAAAUAACUCUCCCAACAACAGUGGAUUUUUCAUCAUCUGUACCAAAACAGCCAGAGAUUGAAGAAUGGAGCUCCUGGGAUGAAGAGGCUCCGACAAGUAUUAAGAUUGAAGGCGGCAAUGGAAACGUUUCUCCUCCACCCAACGAUGUGGACGAUGAGCCCGACUACUUCAAAGACAUGGCUCCCACCAUCAGGAAAACACAGAAGAUAGUGCUGAAGAAGAGGGAGCCUUUGAACUACCUGGUGCCUGAUGGCUCAGCAGGAUUUUCCAGCAGACUGGCAGCCUCUCAGGAUGUAAUAACCUUCAAUCCACCCUCUGCUGAGCUUGGAGAAAUGGACAAUUGGCAGGAAGACACAAACGCCUGGGAGGACGAGUCUGAUGCCGCCUGGGAAGCAGAGGAGGUGCUCAGACAACAGAAGAUGGCUGAGAGAGAAAAGCGGUCCUUGGAGCAGCAAAGGAAGAAGCUGGAGAAAGAGGCUCAGAGAAUGAUGAAAAAGGAGCAGAAGAUUGCCGUCAAGCUCUCGUAACAUUUUAGAAAUGCUCAGUUUUGAGCCAAAGGGAUGGGGCGUGCAAAAGACACUGAAUCAGUCAUUAAUCUGUCUUUAAAAUCAUCAAAUCGACCAGGACCAUCACUGUACACUACUUAUUUGUUAGCAAACUGUUCUCCUCCACCCUGUUUCCACCAGCAGCCAUUUUAGUCUGUUUUUCCAACUGCAGAAGUGUAAAGCGCAUCCUUCUUCAGGGCAGAUAACGCACCUGGUCUACUCGCUGUUCAUGUGGCAAGGUCAUUUUGGUCACCAAAGGAGAGUUGUAUUUAUACGAUCCAGUUCCUCAUUAGAUUCCUCAGAUUAAAGGUUAGAUGCAGCAUUAGAAGGCACCAUUUAGAUUCUGAUUAAAUCUGUUAGGUAGCGUAGAAAAAUGUUCUAUUUUGGUUUUUCCCAGGGACAUUUGUAAAUAAACUGGUACCUGUGCCACCUUUUGAAACUCAGCUGGGGAGUACAAUUCCUUUUCUUUGUCUUAUUUAUAAUCUCGGAGGACAAAGGAGUGUAAUUAAUUUUAAACAUCACUGUUUGCCAGUGACAUCCCUUGGUUUGCUUGAUUAUUGUGUUUUUAUAUUUAUGUCUGUCAUUGUCUGAAAGCAGCCUUUUUUUUUCUAAUGCAUGUUGCUUGAUAUUUCACCUGAUCUCCCUGUGCUGUGCAGCCCUUAUUACACUGGAAAUCUGCAUUAAACUGAAGGCUCAAGAUUUUCAAUAUGAGUACAGAUAAAUGACCAUAGACGAGAGUCUAGCCCAAAUUUAAAUGCUGUGGGUUCCUAUGGCAAUCUAACGGCUACUGAUUUAACACUCAUCCUCAUCCUUUGUCAGCUUUUGAUAUUGAGGGAAAAUAUCCAGUGAUCAUUGCUUUGAUUUAUUAUUUUUUUUCCUCAGGGGAGGGAACCUUGCUCUCAAAUCUCAGACCAGUUAUCUUGGCCAAUAAUAAUAAUACAUUUUUGCUUCCUUUCUCAUCUGAGAAUGUACGGCAAACAGUUGAAGUCAGUGUUGGAAAAAUUGGUACUACUGCCGAUCGGCAGACUGUUGUCAUGGAAACAAAUUCAGCUAGAAGAAAGGCCUUUAUAAACUGAAAUGUGCAUACAUGAUAGAGUACGUCUUUGGUCCAUAACUUAUGAUAUAUGGCUUGAAAUGAAGUGAGGGAGAUAAUUUUCUGUACUGAAUGUUACAAUUAGAAAGGCUUUGCAAACAGUGUGAUUUCAUGCUUCUAACAAAAUAUUGAGUAUUAAAACUUUGAUAAUACCAUG